AUGUCGCUGAGCAAGUUGAGUCAGAAGUGCUUCAGUCGACACCAUGCUAGAACAUUUAUCAGAUUUUCUAGUUCAGAUUUCCAAUCCCUUCUUGGGCCACCACGAGUUCCAAACCCAUACGCUGACAGUGGACGUAAUAAAUUUGCAGCACCAAUCGUCCCAAUAAAUGUGAACAAUCACGGAAAUGUAUUCGCUAGUAUAAAAGUACCCAUCAACGAGACUCCCGAAGCAGUAGCAUUCAAACCAGAAGUUGAAGAAGCUCCAAGAGUAGAGAAAGUGGAAGUGGAAGCUACCAAAAUCGAAACGGAGAAGGUAGCUUCUUCUCCGGCACCAGCAACACCUCCUUCUGCAAUCGACGAGCUGAAUUCCUUGAAAGACUCUUUGAGUAAACUAGAAGAAGCCGCUGCGUCCAAGACAUCUGCUCCUUCCGGAAGCUCUGGCGAUAAUAAUGAUCAGCCUGGCAAUGCUGAAGAAGUUGAGGCUCGUCGGAAGAGAAUGGAAAGAAACACACGGAUCGGAGGAUAUGUUCUUUUAGGAGGAUCCGUCAUUGGUUUUAUCUCUUUCUGCUUCUACUACGGAAGAGCCCAAAGAGACGAAGCUGGAAAUGUAAUCGCAGACGAAUUCAGUGGAUCUUUCUUGGCACCAUUUUACCGAAUUGCCAACAGCUUCAAACUGUGGAAAGAUUACGUCGUCGAGCCUGCCCGCGAACAACUGCUCCCAGAUCCAUUGCCAGCUCCAUACCUCCAACCAAAAUACACAAUUGUUAUCGAACUCAAAAACAUUCUUGUCCAUCCUGAAUGGACGUACAAGACCGGAUAUCGUUUCUUGAAGCGCCCGGCUCUCGAUUAUUUCCUUGAUGUCAUCGGAUAUCCAAACUUCGAAGUUGUCAUUUACUCGUCUGAAUCUAUGAUGACUGCUGCACCAGUUGUAGACAGCUUUGAUCAAAAACAGAGAAUCAUGUACAAACUGUUCAGAGAUUGCACAAAAUACAUGAACGGGCAUCAUGUUAAGGAUCUUUCCAAAUUGAACCGUGAUUUGUCCAAAGUCAUCUACAUUGACUUCGACGCAAAAUCAGGACAAUUGAAUCCAGAGAACAUGCUUCGCGUACCAGAAUGGAGAGGAAAUAUGGAUGACACCAGUCUUGUUGACUUAGCAGAGCUGCUUAAAACGAUCCAUCUGUCGGAUGCUGAAGAUGUUCGUCCAAUGCUUCAAUACUACUCACAAUACGACGAUCCAGCCAAGGAGUUCCGCCGACGAGCAGUUUAUUUGGCUCAACAGGAAGAGCAAAAGAAACAACAACCUGACGAUAGCUCGAUGCUCAAGCGAUAUUCUGGAAGACUUUUCGGUUUCAGAAGACAUGCUUCCGCCUAA
Caenorhabditis briggsae is the source of this 1371-nucleotide messenger RNA. RefSeq names its product Protein CBR-SCPL-4 (gene Cbr-scpl-4). Gene Ontology annotation, molecular function: phosphoprotein phosphatase activity. The transcript is spliced from 8 exons. Lineage: Eukaryota; Metazoa; Nematoda; Chromadorea; Rhabditida; Rhabditidae. Bases 1 to 1371 code for a protein of 456 amino acids. The record is from RefSeq and is a predicted model, not a curated record.